GUUGUGUUCGCUCCGCUAACUUGGGUGUGGUGUUUAGUUGUACUGAAUUCUCGUACUACGUACUCAUAUCGGCAGUACACUUUCCAACUUCGCUUCGCACUGAUUUCCUGAAUCGUGAGUCAAAAAGUGGCACGCAUUGUGCGUUUGUGUGGAGUGUUAGUUUUCACCGUAGCGUAGGUGAAGGGGACUCGUGAAUUGUGCCGUGAAAAUCGAUGGAUUUGGAAUUUUAGAGGCGAAGCCAUUGAAAAGUUCGUGGAAGUUGUAAUCCUUACUGGUUGAUUCUCAGCCUCUGGUUUCCCGUCCGGAUUCUGUGGAUUUGACUCCUGAACCGGCCCUUUUGGCCGUUAUGGACGACGCAGACCAGCCCAUUUUUAUUUGCUUUUUUCUCUCCCAAGGGUAGAAAAACUAAUCCCACAGGGUGUUGUUAAUUCGUCUGAUGUAAUAAGUUCCCCCUUUUCACCGGGAUUUGGAUCUUUUUCCUGGUGAUACCACUCUUCAAGAUUUUUCAAUCAUGACCGUUCCGGAAGAGAUGGCUGCGGAAGCGGCGAUUAGAAAAACGGAGCGCGAAACUCUUCGUGGUGUCAUACAACAAUGGAAUGCCAAUCGCCUGGACCUCUUCGAACUCUCAGAGCCCAACGAGGACCUGGAGUUCCAUGGGGUAAUGAGGUUCUACUUCCAAGAUAGUGGUCAAAAAGUGGCUACCAAAUGUAUAAGGGUAGCCUCGGAUGCGACAAGCCAAGCAGUAAUAGAAACUUUAAUCGAAAAAUUUCGGCCAGAUAUGCGAAUGUUAUCCGUCCCAGAAUAUGCACUUUAUGAAAUUCAUGAAAAUGGAGAGGAACGAAAGUUGGGCUUGGAGGAAAAACCUUUGUUGGUGCAACUAAAUUGGCAUGUGGACGACCGCGAGGGUCGAUUUUUACUCCGGAGGAUCGACGACAAAACAAAUGCUCAAGGAGUCGGUUUCGGCGAUGGCACGAGCUUUAGGCGGAAACUGAGCAAACGCGAAAUGAAACAAAUAAAGAAACAGGAAAAGCUCAGUCGACUCAAAAGUGCCACUGAACAGGACGAAAACACCGUUCCUGUCGAUCAAAAUGGAGUUGCCGAAAAACUUUAUAAUGAAUUGCCGGAAACGAGUUUCACUCGCAGUAUUUCGAAUCCCGAAGCGGUAAUGAGACGUCGUCGCCAGCAAAAGCUGGAAAGAAAAUUACAACAGUUCCGAAGUAAAGACGGUGGCCCCGAUACCGGAGGUACCUUGAAGAUUUAUGGGGAAGCACUUUGCAAGGACGUGCCUUACAAGACUUUGCUCCUAAGUGUCAGGGAUUCGGCAGUUCAGGUAGUCAGGGAAAUGCUAUCCAAGUACAAUGUCCAGGACGAUCCUCAGCAGUAUUGUCUCGUUCAGGUGAAUGGAGAGUACGCGAGUAGCAAUUCACAACAGGAGUACAUUCUUGAUGACGAUGAGUGCCCUUUGGCGAUCUUGAUGAAUCAUCCUUCAACACGUGGUUCUAUUAUGUUCCACGUGAGGAGAAGGCCGGCAGAUUAUGUUCCUCGGAAGAGGAAGAAGAAACCAUCCGGAAAAUGGAACGAGUUUGACCACCGAUAUGAAGAUGAGAGGCUGCCCUUCUUUUUGGAAUUAAAUCCCGAUGGGACAGACAUCGCAAGUGGUGCUGGGGUCCGACAUCGAUUGAAGCCAAAUCACGUGACCGAUGUUGGGUCCAAUAUACCCAUCGACCCAAAUGCCCCCACCCAGAGCAUAAUCCUCACCGGACCAACGGUGAUGCCUAAACACUGCAUUAUUGCCUACAAUGACAACACAGUUACCUUAACUCCUUCCUCCAGGGAUGCCCACACAUAUGUCAACAAUCAGAUGAUACACCACACCACAAUUCUUCAGAAUGGUGCUAUCGUUAAAUUCGGAAGGAUGCACACCUUUAGGUUUAUCGAUCCCAUCCCCGAGGAUCGGAUUAGGCAGAGGCACGAUUCUAACAGACAAUUGGAUUACGCUUAUGACAGAAGAUCACCAGACGCAACGAGCCAGGAAGUGAGUUCUGAAAAGUACAGAUCCGGUUCUGGGACACCAAACGGUGGCCCAGGAUCGAAUCCACCAAGUCCUACCAAGUCAGCUGCUACGAGUCCCAGGAGUCCCACGCACAAUGCUCACUCUCUGGAAACCACGCACAAUUACGAAACCACUUUCGAUCUCGACGGGAACGUGGAAACCGCUAGUCUCACUAGCAGUAGAGAUGGAAACAGACUGUCUCAGCACGAUCGCCAACCGAGAGGUAAUGAUCCAAUUUUACCAGCGGUUCUGGAAUUCCUCGAACAAUCUGAGGACACAUUCCUUCAUGCAGUCAUCACCGACGUGGAACCUAACUCUCCGCAGUUUAAACUUGCACCUACCUACACCCUUUAUCUCGCUGCCAGAUAUCGAGCAAGUACUCAUUACAGGCCUGAACUUCAACCCACUGAAAGGGCACACAGGCUCACUGCGAUGCUCGAACGAGUCGCCACAAUGAUUCAACAGGUUAUACAGGACCGAUACAUGAACGCUUUGUCGCUAGCUCUUUGGCUCGCGAACGGCUCCGAGCUUCUUCACAUGCUGAAAAGCGACCGCCACAUCACUUCCUUUUCCAUCAGAGCGCAAGAAAUUCUCGGCGAGGCAGUUCAUUUUGCGUUUGCCUCUCUGGUACGCUGCGUCUCCCUGGAGCUGGCACCAGCCAUGGUUCAGUUCAUGGCAGACGCAGACGAGCCAGCCAAGGAAGCCGGAGUCCUGCAGACCUUCCACAACACCAUGGAUCUCCUGAGGCGCUGCCGAGUCAACGCUGCCCUCACAAUUCAACUCUUCAGCCACCUCUUCCAUACGAUUAAUGCCACGGCCUUCAACGCCCUCGUGUCAAACGGAAACCUCUGUGUCAGAUGGUUCGGCCGAAGGCUCAAAGCGAGACUCAAUGCUCUGGAAACCUGGGCGGAGCGACAAGGUCUCGAAUUGGCCAGUCAGUGUCAUCUUGCCACUAUCAUGCAAGCCACUCAUCUUCUUCAGGCACCGAAAUAUAAUGCCGCUGAACUCGCAACUUUGAGCUCCACUUGCUUCAAACUGAAUUCGCUCCAGGUGAGGGCGCUGCUGCAGAGAUACCAGCCGGCUCCUGAUGAACCAAGAUUGCCAGCUGAGCUCAUCGAAAACGUUGUGAAGGUGACAGAGGGUGUAGCAGACACUUUGGCGCGUGCAGAUGGUCGAGAAAUACGUUUGGAGGAAGAGACAACUUUAGCGCUCGCUUUAUUAUUACCUGAGGAUGGUUACAGCUGCGAGAUAAUCAGAGGCGUCCCUCCCGGUUUGGCAGAAUUUCUAGCGCCUCUUCAGCGAGAUGGUCUUUGUCGAAUGGCGCCACAACCAACCAGCAGUGGAUUUUGGACUAUCUACAUGAUCGACCAUCAUAACAACUUCCGGAGUCCAAGUGCAAUGAGCAACAGAUCGGGCGGAUAUCCGCAUAUUGGCCAGAGUCAAGGACAACCUGAGGUCCAGGUCAUCAAGCUUCAUAAAUCUUCGAACGGAAUGGGACUCAGCAUAGUUGCUGCGAAGGGCGCUGGACAAGACAGAUUAGGAAUUUAUAUCAAGAGCGUCGUUCCUGGAGGUGCAGCUGAUACUGACGGUAGAUUGACUGCAGGAGACCAAUUGUUGAAAGUCGACGGACAAAGUUUAGUUGGAAUUACACAAGAAAAAGCUGCUGAAUAUCUCGUGCGAACGGGACCUAUAGUAACGCUCGAAGUUGCUAAACAGGGUGCCAUAUAUCACGGAUUGGCCACUUUGCUCUCUCAGCCCUCUCCUGUCAUGACCAGAGAGCAUAAUAAGGCACGGCCAAAAUCGGAACACUUAGAGCCUUCCAGACUGGCGGAUAAAGCUUCUCAACCUUCGACGUCUCACUCGAUGGGCAAUUUAUUGUCUGUUCCGAAACAGAUUGGAUACCAAGAGCGCUUGGUCGAUUGGGACGUAGAUCGUGUGCAACCAGGUGCGACCCAUCUUCAAGUAUCUCAGUCGCAGUACCCAAAUCUCUAUCAUCAAACAACUCCCACCUAUCACAAUUCUUCCUACCACAAUCCGAACAUAGCUUUUCCACGAACCAUGUCUAAUCUCGUCCAUCAGAGCUCGAACAGCUCUGGCCUCGCGAUCUACCCAAUCAAUGAAUCGCCACUCGGCGAGGAUUACCAUCUCCGACCAAGAACUUACUGGACCAAACGACCAAUCCCUGUUAUACAAGAGCCGAAUCAAAUGUUCCUAUCUAUUCCGAGCCACUGCGAACCAUAUCCCCUCUAUCCUUCGAGAAGCAGCAGAGUCGAGAGUAGUUCUGCCAAUCCGCAAUACGGUUACUAUACUGAUGAUAAGACUGAAUUAAUUUUCCCCACGAGAAACCGUUCCGCUAGUUUUGAUUCUUUUGAUGAUGAUGAGGAGGAGGAGGAGGAGGAGGAGGAGGAAAUAGAAGUUUUUAACGAGACUAUUCCCUUUAUCGAUGAUGACAAACCCGAGAGAGAUCAAGCGACUCAAACUCAGAAAUUUAGUCCGCCUGAGCCGACAGAUUUGAGUUCUAGAGGUCCUAACUCGUUUGCGAAUUGCGCUAAAGUGAUCAAAGGAAAAGAAGAGUCACUUGCUCUGAAAUAUAUUGACAUAUCGAAAAAGGAUCCUUGUUCUUGUCGCCUUUCGGAAAAUGAAACCCAAAAGGAUAACGAAGAUACGUUAGUGAUUUCGACACCAAAGAUGCACACAAUAAUGCCUGAGCUGAAUCUCGAUUUGAGUGGAUUGAAUAGCGAGCUUUCGAGCGAUGAUUCCAACACGGAAAAGUGCUGGAAAUCGCCGGAGGAAGUUCGUCUCGGCUGUGGAAGAGUUGCGGCUUUAGCGAAACAUUUUUCUAAACUUGGAGAAGCGGGUCUAAUCAAAUUCAAGUCUAUGAAACUCAAUGGCUCGCGGCAAUUUAUGUCCGAGCCAGACAUAGCAUCUCCGAGAAGUCCGGAGGAAAGAAAGCACAAAAGGAAAGUUAGAAAGGAGUUUAGAUCCGAAAGCGAUUUGUCUAAAUUGGAGGAAAGUUUUGCACCUCCCGAAAAAGAGUGGAGCAUGAUUUUACUUGAUAUUCAAGCGGGCAACGAUGUACAUUUUUCGCCUGAUUUGAUUUCUAGAGAUGAAACUGAUGAAGAGAUGGUUGUAGAGUGCGAAGAAAAUAACUUGAAAUCAAAGCUUUCAUUGAAAGAACAGCAGGAGAUAAUUGAACAGUUGAAAGAGUUUUCGAAUCUCGAUAAUGCAGAUGCUCCUCUUUUUAUUCCGGAAGAUAAAAUUUGCAACAGGAGGAACUCCAACUCUGAUAAAGAAACAAUGACUAAUCUGGAAAAUCCAAAAUACACGGUUGUUGGGACAAUGAGACUUGAAAAUUUUCGGAAAAACUCUUUGCCUUCGAUUCUCAGCACUUUGAAUAUUUCCCCAGGUGUUGAGAUGACGAAUAAGAUUAAUAGAUUGGAAAAAUACUGGUCAUUGAAAGAUUUAAUGGCAGGGGAUCUAGAAUCGAAUAAUAGUGUUCAGAAUUCACCAAAGUAUUUUAUUUUCCCAACUUCCUCUCGUGUAGUAUCGGCUCCCGAAAUUUCCAAAGACGACAUCAAUGUUUUUCAGUUUCAAACUGUAAAUUCUGUAAAUCCUGAGGGUGGAAAUUUGACCAUCCAUAGUACUAUUUCCAUCAGUGAAGAGGAGUCAAAAAACGAGCAUUCGGACUCGGAAUCUGAAUCGGGAAAGGCGCGGAAAGUUAGUUUCAAUAUUGAAAGUACACAGAGAAAAUUUCCGUUUUCGUUUGUACGAACGAGAAAAUUGUCAAAGAGUCAUGAAGAACUUUCCAAGAGGAAAAUUGGACCGAGUUUAGCGAAAAGGCCGAUCUGUAAAUCUUUGGAAAAAUUAGCUGAUUCUAGAUUGUCAGUAAAGUCGAAGAGUUCCUUGGGUCCGAGACCUGAGAGAAAUUCUUUUAUAGGAACUCAUGCGGCGAUCAAAUCUGUGCUGCAGAAUGCUUGUAAGAGUGAUUAUGAUUCACCGAAUGAUGAGGGCAAAAAGGAUUUGGUUAUUGGGAAAAAAACGAAAAGCGAUUUAAACGUUUCGAAAAGAAAACCAACGCCGAGAUUUGAAAGGGGAGACUGGAUCUUUCGAGAAUUUCCACCGCUGGAAAAUCUCUCCGAAACGCGACCCAGACGCAUGAGUGAACGUGAUUUACCGUCACGUCUAGGACACGAUCCGCAUCCCCAACAAAUCCAUAGCAGCAAGUCUGUCCCAGCCCUGCAUAAUGUAGGAACAGAGGGAAAACAGCAACAUGAAGUUUUCGGUCCUGGAUAUAGCAGAGCGUCUUCCAGUAAUAGCGUUACUCCACCCGUUCAACCUCCACCCAUGCCGGCCAUGAAUGGUGCUACUUCUUUACGAUCACGGUCGAGUCACAAUCUCCAUGAUCCAAUGAGAGCUAGCGCUUUACCGCCCUCGGGCCUUGUUGCCAGACAACAGUCCUCUCCCAAUUUAAAUCCAAAUCAAAUGCACCCUCAAAACAAUCUUCAAGGAAAUGAGGCUGAAAGAUUUUACCAAAAUUUGAGUGUUUACCGAACUCAAGACCCUACAAUGAAACAACAACCGAGUCCUCCACAGCCUUUGGAUGAGAGAAAUUCCCUGCACGCCCAGAAGAGUCUGAGAGGUUCUCAAAGUUCCCUAAACCGACCAGCCGUCGAUAUAAAUCAAGGAAGGGACAGACCAAUAUCCGCCUAUAUUCCGCAAGGCCAACAACAAGCCUACGGUGUCAAUCAAAUGCAGCAUCAGGGACCACCGCCAAGAUCUCAGUCCUCCAGGGACAUAAUAAGACAGGAAGCGAAACUCCAGGAAAUGCAGGAAGAAGUCCGAAGACGCGAAUUGCGAGGAGGGCCUCCAAUCACGAACCAGUAUCGGCCGAGCGCUUACAAUGUGCGACCAAUGACAUCAGCACAAGCUGCGAACUCCAUUCGCCAGUCUCGACCUGCCGGAUCCACUCCGAAUCUGGGACCAACUUCCCCGACCUACAGUGCUCGACAAUUGCCUCCAGGUUACGGAUACACCGAGCCACAAUAUAACCAGAACCAGUUUGUCAAGCAGCUCCCUAACCAGUAUGGUAUGAUUCCAAAGGGGAAGAGUGAAAUGACGCGAGGACAAGGUGACUCGAGGGAAUUCGUCCAGGAUCCGCCAAGACAGGAUCCGCCAAGACAGGAUCUGCCAAGACAGGAUCUGCCAAGACAGGAUCUGCCAAGACAGGAUCUGCCAAGACAGGAUCCUAACAGGCAUUUUAUGGAACAGAGGCAGUAUGGACAUCCACAGAAUGGAGGACCUUACUCGAAUGGACCAACAGAGUUGAGAAAUGAUCAGUAUUCUGGCGAGGGAGGGAGAAUCCAGAAUGGAGGCGAGGGUGCUAAUUUGGGAACUGAAAUUCUACCUUCCAGGCCAAUGCUUCCGGAAGAUAGUUACCGGGAAAGUCCUCCACCUCCUCCGCCGAAUACUUCGACUCAUCCCUUGUACAGCAAGCAACCUGAUGAACAAGCAAGAAGGAGAGAAGCAGCAAGACAGUGGCGAGACCAGCAAAUCGCCGAAUUGAGUUCCCUGCCUCACCGAACAGCCCAACAAGAGGAGCAACUGAGGGCCUUGCAACUGGAAAGAGAUUUCCAAAAACGAGCCGAGGAAGCUGCGAAUCAACAAGACGACGACGAGGAGAGUAAUGACAUCGACAAUGAGAGUGUUCAAAGGAUCCAGGGUCUUCUGCGAACAGCCGCAGCUCAGGACCGCACGAAUCAGGCAAAUCAGCAGCAAAAUCUGUCCCGAACAAAUGCGAAUAAUCAGUCUAUCAGAGGCGCCCUCUCUCCUCAACCUGUGGCAAGUCAAAUUCAGUCCACAAAUGUUCCUCUGCAAACCGCAAUCACUGUCCAGGGUCUUGCCAAUUCUGGAAACACUUAUGGCAGUCAGAACGAAACUUUAAGCGUUCAUAAUCAGAACCAGAAUUUGAAUUUGAAUUUGAAUUUAAAUAAUCAAGCUCUGUCUCCAAGUUACGGGCCGGCUCUGGGUCAGCUUGGAACUAGUCAAAAACCGGGUGUCAUUGCUAAUCCGAAUGAUGAGAGGGAGAGGCAGCAGAGGAUAGAAGAAAUGAAGAGAAGACAGUUGGAGUUUGAUGAGAGUCAUCGGAAGAGGGAGGAGGAAAUUAGGCAGCAGCAGCAGCAAUUGCAGAUGCAUCAGCAGCAGAUGCAUCUGUUUCAUCAGCAACAGGCAAAUUUGAGAAGGGAACAAGGGCUUCAUCCUGGAAUGCUGAGGCUGGAAAAUCUCGUCAUCAAUGGUCCGAAUUCUCCUUCAUCGCAAAACGGAGCUAACGAAGCUCCUCCACCUCCGGAAAGAGGAUCAAGCUACGCAGUGAUGUCCCAGCAAAGUGCUUUGAGAUCGAACACUUCGACAACUUCUAACACUCCCAUUGGUUCUCAUCAAACGACAACGAAACGGGUUUCUUUCCACGAUCCAAAUGAAAACACGGAAACCACGACACGAAACACAACCGGAACUACGAGCAAUUCUUCGAUAACGAUGGAUACUAUUCGAGAGGAUCCAAAUGUAAGUUUAAAAUCAUCAUAA
Messenger RNA from Belonocnema kinseyi, 8635 nucleotides. It is a transcript of the gene cno, whose product is annotated as afadin-like. Gene Ontology annotation, molecular function: protein binding. NCBI's taxonomy places the organism in Eukaryota, Metazoa, Arthropoda, Insecta, Hymenoptera, Cynipidae. The coding region runs from base 512 to 8635 and encodes 2707 amino acids. Gene Ontology annotation, biological process: signal transduction. The record is from RefSeq and is a predicted model, not a curated record. The transcript has 24 exons.